AUGAUUAAAAUACGAUGAUGGAAAAAAUAAACAAAUGAUUUUGAAAGAUAGAUACUGUGUGUUUAAACUUUUGAUCUGAGUUUAUUAAAGAUUUAAGAAGUUUAUAUUUGAUAACAAUCAUGGCAAAUGAUCGAGAAGUGUUAAAAGUUAUGUGGGAAGGAAAAAUUCCAGUGAAAUUCAUUACAGAAGAUGAUCAUGACGAUCAAGAUUCAUAUUUUUUAAUGGUUCCUCGAGUCUCAUAUUUUCCUUUAGUCACAGAUAAAGUGAAAAAGCACUUCCAACGAUACAUUGAAAAUGAAGAAAAUGAAGUUUGGUUGAGUUACAACGAAAUUCCAUUAAAGUGGCAUUUCCCAAUUGGAUUGUUAUUCGAUCUUCUAGCCACUGACGACUCUCUACCAUGGCAAAUCAAAGUCAAUUUUAAGAAAUUUCCUGAAGAUGUUCUUUUUAAAUGUUCAAACAAAGAUGUCGUUGAGAGUCACUUCAUGUCAUGCUUGAAAGAAGCCGAUGCCCUUAAACAUAAGGGUCAGGUAAUUUCGCAAAUGCAAAAAAAAGAUCACAAAACUUUGUUCUUGGGAUUAUUAAAUGAUAAGUUUGAUCAAUUUUGGGCAGUGAAUCGUCGAUUAAUGGAGUCAGCAGAACAAGAAGGAUUCAAGCACAUUCCUUUGAGGUGCUACAGUGAUGAUGGAUCCAGCACAUAUAUCCAAAAAUUAAUUGUGCCAAUAACGGAAACGGGUCAAAAAAAGACGCUUCAGGACUUGCUAUCAGAGUUUUCGACACCUGCCAGAAAAGCAGUUGGCGCUAAAUCACAUGGCAUUGAAAUUCCAAUAGACACGGAGCUUCAAUGGCUCAGCGAGACGCUUAGUUAUCCUGACAACUUUCUGCACUUGGUUUUGAUCUAUGAAUAAACAAAUUUUUGUGGAAUUUUUCUUGUCUCAUCACAUUCUCAGUGUCAUGAAUUUACUUUGCGUUCUUUUUUAGUAUUAAAAAGGAAAUAAAAUUAAAAUAAAAAAGCUUAAUAAAAAGAUAAUCAAAGAGGUCAAAUUAA
Molecule: messenger RNA, 1045 nt
Organism: Clunio marinus
Lineage: Eukaryota; Metazoa; Arthropoda; Insecta; Diptera; Chironomidae
Source: the annotation of a GenBank genome assembly